AUGGGACCUCCGCCUUUCGCAGCGAACGUGGAGGGUCGCAGCACCAUCGCCGACGCCGACACGACCGACAGGAUGAACGCCGCCGUGAUCGACGACGGGAUCGCUCGUCUUCGCGUUCCAGUGGGAACUCGCCAGGGGAUGCUUCUGCCCCACCUCCACGCCACCACCAUCAAGGCGCUGCUGGCUCUACUGGUGGCCACCGUGGCCCUGGCGCUGCUCAUCCACAGGCUGACAUUCCCCAUGACGAACGGGCACGACUCGCUGCAGCCGCUGAUCUCGCACCGACGUUCCCUGACCAUGAACGACCCCCACCACGACCUGAGGCCCCACACAGCCGCCCCGAUCCUCUUCAACGUGAUGGCCGCUGUCACGGCGGCCUUCCAGCAGCAGCUCGGGGGGAUGUGCACCGAGGUCAACACUAUUAUGGGCACGGUGCACUCCAACAUGCGGGACACGGUGCCUGAGCUCAUGCGCUCCCAGGCGGCUCCGUUGGACGGUCAUGAUCACGACAUCAGGCGGCUCCAGGAUAAGACCGACACCAUGGCCCAGGACCAGAAGGUGCUCCGCGACGACCUGGACGCCGUGCAGCGGAGCUUUGCCCAGGCCCAAACUGCUCAAGACACGGCCAUCGACCUGGCCAGGCUCGCCACCUACGACCGCCCCGCCGACCCGAGCGUCUUCCGCAUCGGCUGCUCUCAUCCCAUCGCCUUCAGCGAGAUCGAGGUGGCCAUCGCCGAUUGGGUCAAGGACGCGGGCCUGGAGUCCA
This is a messenger RNA of Prorocentrum cordatum, 766 nucleotides long. Lineage: Eukaryota; Dinophyceae; Prorocentrales; Prorocentraceae. The record is from the annotation of a GenBank genome assembly.